CGACCUAUCUAUCCAUGUGUCUAUCUGUAACUAUCUAUCUAUUGCUUUGCAAACACUUAUAUGUCCUUCAGGAAAUGCAUAUCUAGUUUACUUUAAGCUGUAAACAUUAACAGUAAAGACAAGACUUUUUUGCCUGUAUCCAAUGAAAAAUAUUAGUAUCUUUUUACUAAUUUGUAUCAAAUAUAAAAAUUAAGCGCCCCAACAGAUACAGACACAAAAACACCUCACGUAUGCCCCAGUUAAUCUCUGUAAUUCAUCUGGCAAGUAAAUAUAGCGCACGGUGUCCGUGCCUCGUACUGGUUUGUCCUUACAAGGUACUGAAUCCAUCCAUGACCCCUGCGGUCACUAAAAGUGAAACUGAAAGAGAACGAGAGAAAGCGAAAUAGGCAAACGUAUGUCCUAAGAAGUUAAAGAAGAUAAGAUAAAAACACGUCUGAACUAAUAAACACAUAAACUGUGUUUGUCUUUCUAGCUAUGUCUAGCUAACUGUUCAAGUAUCAGAGACUGUGCUGUAUUAUCACUGGGCUGCAAAUUCCUGCAGCAUACACGACCUUGCAGCGUCGCUAGGCUGCCUGGUCCUGUGCGUGAUUUCUCGGAAAGCCCUUCUUUUCCUGAAUGAUGUGCCGACUGCAUCGGUUUUGGGCGGGUCCUAAGCUCUGAAAAGGACAUGCUCUCCCUCUGCGCCAGAAACAGAAUAACCGCAGCACUAACAACGAGCAGCAACCUGCUUUCCUUUUGCACACUCGCUCUGGUCCGUGCUACAACACCACUUUUCAGUACACAGCUCCUCUUCUUACAGCAGCGGCGAAAGCACGGUGUCUAGAGGACUGGCAAGGCUUUUUUGAACAUCACCUUAAAAGGGUAUUACCACUUUGAACAAGUGGUUCCAUUUUUUUUGUUGGACUUGCAGUUAAAACAAGAAAAGACAGCAGAGCAAGAAAACAUCAUGUGCAGAGAUCCCAUGCCAGAGCCCAUCUGUAUGGUGGAAAAUGUAAACGGGUCACUGCAUGUAAACACUGGAGCUAUUGAGUACCUGUACGGGAUUAACCAGCCGGUGGUGGUGGUGUCUGUGGUGGGGCUCUACCGCACGGGGAAAUCUUACCUCAUGAACCGCCUGGCAGGAAAACAAACUGGUUUUGCCCUGGGCAGCACCAUUGAGUCUAAGACUAAGGGCAUCUGGAUGUGGUGUGUCCCACACCCUUCUAAAGCAGAACACACUUUAGUGCUGCUGGACACUGAGGGACUGGGGGAUGUAGAUAAGGGAGACUCUAAGAACGAUGCCUGGAUCUUCUGCUUGGCUGUUCUGUUCAGCAGCACUCUGGUCUACAACAGCCGUGGCACCAUCGACAACACAGCACUGGAAAAGCUGCACUAUGUCACUGAGCUUGCAGAGCACAUUAGGAUCAAGUCACCUUCACCAGCAGGAGCUGAAGAUGAGGAGGAGCAGGACGACUCUCAGUUUGUGCAGUUUUUCCCAAAUUUCAUUUGGACGGUGCGAGACUUUGUUCUGGAGCUGGUGAUCGAGAAAAGGGGUCAGGUCACUGAGGACGAGUACCUGGAUUUUGCCCUUCAGCUAAAGAAAGGCAUGGGCAAGAAGCAAAGCAGUUAUAAUCUUCCACGGCAGUGUAUUCGAAGUUAUUUCCCUACCAGAAAGUGCUUUGUGUUCCCGUUGCCGGCCUCCCAAGAGAACAUGGCUCGCCUUGAGAGCCUGGACGAGCGUGAUAUUUGGCCAGACUUCCUGAAGGUCACACAGCGUUUCUGUGACUAUAUCUUUAAAGAGAGCAAUGUGAAAACACUUAAAGGAGGACACAAAGUCACUGGAAGGAUGUUUGGUCAUCUGGUGAAGUUGUACGUGGAUACAAUCUGUAGCGGCAAAGUGCCCUGUCUGGAGAAUGCUGUGGUCGCCAUGGCACAGAUAGAGAACCAGGCUGCUGUACAGGAAGGGCUUAAGGUGUACCAGAGUGGAAUGGAAAAGGUGAAGUUUCCUGUCAGCAUAAAUGAGAUUUCUGCUGAACACCAGAAGCUUAGCAACAUAGCCACCACUGAAUUCAUGAGGCGCUCCUUUAAGGAUGAACAAGGAGAGUAUCUCAGGAAAUUAACAGAGGCAGUAGAUAAGCACUAUGCUGUGCUACUUCAUGAGAACAUUGAGGUAUCAGAGAAAAAGUGUCAGGAGCUGCUGUCUGAUCUGCAUGAAGAGAUGAAUAAGAACCUGCAGCAGGGAGUUUACACAAAGCCUGGAGGAUACGAACUCUAUUGUAGGCACAGAGACAGCAUCAUCACCCAGUACCAUAUACAGCCCAACAAAGGAGUCAAGGCUGAGGACGUCUUGGAAGAAUUUUUAAGGGCCAGAAAUGUGGAAGCAAACUCAAUUCUCCAGACUGACAAAAAAAUGACUGAAAAUGAGAAAAAAAUUCAAGAAGAGAGGGAAAAAGCCGCUCUGAUAGAGCAGCAGAAAAAGGCAGCAGAGGAGAAACAGAUGGAGAUGGCACAAGUGAUGCAGGUGGAGAAAGAGAGUCAUCAGGAGCGGUUGCAGCAGAUGAAGGAGAAGUUUGAGGAGGAGAAGCGUUUGCAGCAGGAGGAGCUAAACAAAGCUGUGGAGAGCAAACUGGCCGAACAGAAAGACCUCCUGGAGAAAGGCUUCAAGGAGAAGGCCAAGCUGCUGGACCAGGAGAUAGAACAGCUAAAAAAAGAGAAAGAGAGUUCUGGCAGUGGCAGCAUUUUUAAAGAUUAUGUCAUGCCGAUUGUGCAUGCUGCUACAGAUAUAUUUUCUACAUUUCUCCAGUAUAAACUUAUGAGGAAAGCCAUGUUGUAACCCACCAGACAGGUGCUUUGCUAAAAAAUGCAAUGUUACAUUUACACUGUGAUAUUGCUUAAUUUUGCCUUUUAUUGUAUUGUCCAUCCCCGCGAUGGACUGUUGACCUGUCCAGGGUGUAUCCUGCCUUCCGCCCAAUGGCAGCUGGGAUAGGCUCCAGCACCCCACCGUGACCCAGAAGGAUAAGCGGCUUAGAUGAUGUGUGUGUGUGUGGGUGUGUGUGUGUAUUGUCUGUUUAUUUUGUGGUGCAUGUGCACUCAUGUCUUUGUCUUAAUAUUUAUGCACCAGAGAAGUAGCCAGAAUGUAUUUGUUAUAUUCUACCCCUGUAUAAGAAAGUUAAAUUAAAGUAAAUUUUAGCUUGAAUUAUUCUUAGGUGAACCAUUUUCUUAAAGGCCUUUUUCUGAUAGUUGCUGACAGUCGUUAUGCCACUGAUCAAUCUGGUUAUAAAUAUUUCCUAGUAUGAACCACAGUUGUUUUUGUGAUCCAACUACAUGUUGUUUUGUUGUCCCUAAAUUCUGGAAUCUUCAUGUUUUAUUUUUACUUUUUAAAUAGUGUUUGCAUUUAUUAUGUAUUGGAUUAAAUUCUUGUGCACUUG
Messenger RNA from Colossoma macropomum (tambaqui), 3407 nucleotides. Its product is annotated as guanylate-binding protein 1-like. The record is from RefSeq and is a predicted model, not a curated record. Gene Ontology annotation, molecular function: GTP binding; GTPase activity. NCBI's taxonomy places the organism in Eukaryota, Metazoa, Chordata, Actinopteri, Characiformes, Serrasalmidae. The coding region runs from base 947 to 2812 and encodes 621 amino acids. The transcript is spliced from 12 exons.